ACGCGCACAGAGAACGGAGCAGUCCCGCAAUUCACGCACGCAGCAUUUCAAUCCGGACCUGCAGGGUUCGAGCCGCAGCUGUUCUCUGCUACUGUGCGGGUUCCACGGCGACCCAUGAGAACUUUCAUUUGACUUCAUCGUUUCAUUUUAUUUUUAUUUUCACUCAUUAGUCAUUCUUAUUUUGUGCUUCAUCCGACAGGCUGCAGUUAAUUCAUUCUUGCUCAUCUUAUUCCAAACUGCCUCAUUCAUUUUUUUGGGAACUCCCCUCGUUUGCCUGAACGGAAUACCUCGCUUUUGGAAUUGGUACCUGCUUGGCUUAUUAUCCACACCGAGGGGAUUAACUUCCAUGUCUCCACGGACAUCCAGCACUUCGGCGGCGACGACACGGGUCGCCUUCCUGUGAGGAAUGUACAUGCUCCCCACGGCCGGUUGAUCGGAGUGCUUCACUCAAUCGUGUAUUUUACCGAAUGAGAAACUGCCUGCUGUCCGCGGUGCUGCUCUCUCUCAUCUCGAGCAGGACUAAUAGAGGAGUAGCUCUUCCCAUCGGGAUGGUUCACUUCUAACCAGGCUUCUAUUCUGCCUUUUUUUUUUUUUUUUUUUUUUUUUUUUUUUGUACUUUUUGUCCUGGAACCGGGAUAUUAAGUUUGGAUUGUCACAAGCAGCCAACGAGACGCUUUAUUUUUUAUAAUUAGAAAUUCCCGCGAAACGGAAUUUGACCGUAACGGUCUUAACGGACCAUGGGCGACUCUCUGUGGAGAUAUUACUUUGGAGUUUUAGUCAUCGCGUGUAAGGUGAACCUGUCCCGCACACUCAUCCUGGACUCCAUAUACUGGAACACGACGAAUACCAAGUUCGUGCCAGGACAGGGUCUGGUGCUGUAUCCACAGAUCGGGGAUAAGAUGGACAUAGUUUGCCCACGCGUGGAAGGCGGUUCGACGGAAGGAGUGGAGUAUUAUAAACUCUAUAUGGUUCCUCUGGAACAGCUAAAGUCCUGUCAGGUCACAAAAGCGGACACGCCUCUGCUCAACUGCGUCAAACCGGACCAGGAUGUCAAAUUCACCCUCAAGUUCCAGGAGUUCAGCCCAAACCUUUGGGGCCUGGAGUUCUUCAGGGGGAAAGAUUACUACAUUAUCUCUACGUCUAACGGAACGAUUGAAGGGCUGGAUAAUCAGGAAGGAGGAGUGUGUAAAACCAAGUCGAUGAAAAUCAUCAUGAAGGUUGGACAAAACCCCUCCGAUCCCAUUUCCCCCAAAGAAUACCCCACCAGUUACCCUCCCAAACACCCCGACGCAGGGAGCAAGGACACCAAAUCGAAUGAAGUACUUGACAAGCACGAUGCGUCUCAUCAAGGAGAAGAGAAGGGAAAUGGAAACAAAUCAUCAUCGGUCAUUGGCUCAGAGGUCGCCCUGUUCGCCUGCAUCGCCUCAGCAAGCGUCAUCGUCAUCAUCAUCAUCAUCAUGCUGGUGUUCCUCCUUCUGAAGUACCGACGACGCCAUCGCAAACACUCGCCCCAGCACGCCACCACGCUGUCACUCAGUACAUUAGCCACGCCCAAGAGGGGAGGGAGCGGCGGCAACAACAACGGCUCGGAGCCAAGUGACAUCAUCAUCCCACUGCGGACUGCUGACAGCGUCUUCUGCCCACAUUACGAGAAAGUGAGCGGCGAUUACGGACACCCCGUUUAUAUCGUACAAGAAAUGCCGCCGCAAAGCCCAGCAAACAUCUAUUACAAAGUGUGAAAACGGACACGCUUCUUUCAGACGUUUUAUUAACUGUAACCCCCAACGUGCCCCUCGAUGAACCCUCCCCCCCCCGUGGGCGGCAUGGGCUCACCCUCGCCCCCUUUUUUUGUUGUUCUUGUUUAUUUUACAAUAUUCCUGUUUAUUACUCUCAGUAUAGAUGUUGCUGAUGGUGGAGUGACACUCCUGAUUCGCUGCUCUUGCACCUGCAAAAACGAAAACAAAACGAAAAUGACUCAAACGAAAACCCUCCGGGGGAUUGACGUGCACUAUUAUAGUGUGUGUACGAGGGAGCGUGUGUGGGGGAGAGGGGGGUUAAGGGGGUGGCUGUGAAAACAGAGGUCAAGACUAAGAUUCGUCCUCUUUUUUCCGCUACAUCAUCUCCCUUAAGGACACAACACACGGAGAUGGAGAAGAGAAAAGUGACGUGACAGUAUCACACAGCAAGAAAUACGAACUCAAGCUGUUUUUAUAGCUAGAGCCGAUUGGCUGAUCCGUCUCGAAAUGCAGCCGAUCGGUCAGAGCUACAGGAAGUGGAUUUAAAAAGCUCUCCGGAGCCUACUGUUGGACAUUUGAAUGGACAUCAUCUGUUUUUGCACGUUCACUCGUACUGUUUUCAUUUGCGUUAGCUCUCCUCAUUCGCUCACCUCUACAAAAUGACUCGCGAUGUUUACUUGAAGUCUUUUUGUACGGUCAUGCGUCUCGCAUUUCUUUCUGUCAUUCCCAGUGCAGUCCACUUGCGGAUAGAAAACUAAUAGGUAUCGUCAUAGAGAUCCUUUCGUGCUGGUUUAUGUGGCGUUUAGUAGCGUGGAAGACACACAUUUCAUUUCGUACACGUCUGCUGCCAGGGCUGAGAGAAAAUAGAGAAGGAAGGAAGAACGUCAAUAUUUGGUACAGUUGCUGUCCUGUUGCCUGCUGGGAAGGUGGAGGACUCAUGAACACUUUAGCAGCACUUUGAAAGCCUCACCACCUUUCCCACAUGGAGUACAAACUCAAGAACACCACAUUAAGACAGCGAAUCACUCAAGGCUUAUUAGCGAAAUCUCUCAUUUUUGACACAAAAUGGCCGCCUUCCCCAGGCAUGUCGCUACAAAAGAUCCUGUUUUUCUAGUAUUUCUGCCAUCGCAUUAACACACACACUCUUUCGCUCACCAGUGGCUGGUGCAGAUUGUGAAAAAGAGGAACUGGUGCUCUACUUCUUUUAAAGCACAGGGACAUCAAAAUAUAAUGGUUUAGUUUUGAAUGAAGCAAAAGAUUUAGCAUUUCUUCAUGAGUUUAGCGGUUAGAAAGAGUGCACGUAGACUUUAUUUAUGAUAGCAAACGGACAGGUCGGCGUGAGACGGCGAGAAUAUGAAUAAUUUAUGGCGAAUCUGCACAUUAUGCAAGUUUCAAGUUUUCCUUUUCGUUAACAUUUUUCUCCAUCUCGCUAUUUGCUUAUUUUCCAUCGAUCCCUACACGAAUAGCUGCCUUUUUCGACCACAAACACACACAUAGCCGCACAAAAAGCACAUGCGCUCGUGGCCAGGGAAGGGGCGGCUUUGGAAGGAGCCCUUAGGGAAAACAGCAUGUUGGGUUUUAAAAUAGCCGAAAGGAAUGAGAGGGAAGGGCCAGAAACGGACCAAAGGAAGGGCACGUCUAACAGAGUCCUGACUAAACCAACUUCUCCGGGCCUGCCUGUCUCAGUUGAUGAAGCUCAGAUGUGCUCUGGGUUGAAAUUAGGCCCCUUAAUCUGGAAGGAAAGCAGUAGACGUCGGUUAGCGAGCAUACCAGAUGAGAACGAGCGCGGGCUAAAUGUAGUAAAUUGCAUGAAAUGGGAUCUUUCAGACUGAAAUUGUGGGAGGUUUCUCGAAGGGGGGGAAAAACACAGAUUAUGAUCGAUGGAGGUCACAAGUGGAUUUAGCGUGCGUUUUUACGAGAGGAAGCCGCCAAGCAGAGGCCAGAGUAUCCCACAGCCCGCAGAGGAUUUUUGGAACCCCCGUACGUGCGUGACGUCAUUCGCGCGAAAGCAUUGUGAGCGACGCCAGCCUGCAAACACUUCAUUCGUUCGAAUUCGUUCACCAAAGGUGGACCCAGUUGAAAAUGUCCACGUCGCACAUUAACUGUUCAUCAUUUUUGUUUUCACUUGUUCAUGGAGGUUCUUGAAUCUCACCGAGAAGCCAAGCCUUGUGUGAUCGGAGCUUUGUGCCUCUGUAAGAGGCCACAAAAUCUGCAAAUAUGCAAUUUUUAUUUAUUUUUAUAACAAUUGAGAAAAAGAUGAUAUACGUUCACCUAUGGAAAAGUGUUCUUAACCACUGAAAAUUAAAUGAAACAAUACAGCAUACGAAAACACUACAACCCCGGUGUGUUAUUAUUAUUAUUAUUGCUAUUAUUUUUUACUUUGUGCUGUAGGUUCGAGGUAAACUGUGAAACAUUUAAACACACACUUACAUGUUGAAGACUGAGCAGUUGUUUGAACUCUUUAGAAGACACACGAACGAAAAACAAACACACACACUACAAACAUUGCUGUUCGGUUGCUGUCCAUAUGGGCUAAAUAUGACAAUCUCCUUAGUUUCUUCGAAUCCGAAGACACUGUCUUGCAGGUCGCAAACGUUCCCGUAACCUUCUAGGAGCGGUAGGACUUAACUAGUAGCGUCAGAUGUUGCACCGGUGUGGGCGGAAGGUUUGCGAAACGCUGGGAGAAGUGUCUUCGGGCCACUGUAAAAUGCCUUGCUUGUAUGGUCACCCUGAGUUCACGAGACUCUAGUUUUUGCACCGUACAUCUGUAGGUGAGAGGCUGUAAAUACGUUAUUGUUUGUAUUGUAUAUGGAUCCCCGGUUGUUACGAUAGCCUUAUUCUCACAUUUCUAGCAAAUAAAAAAGUGAAGAAAAAAAAACGACAUGAAUCACUUCAGUUAAAAGAGAGCAUACUAAUUUUUUUGGUAAAUAACUUGUGUACAUAUUGCCGACGAACCCAAUAAAUUGUUUUUUAUAAACUCUUAAGUAAGAUGUUUUGUAUAGAAUUGGAAUUUUUUGCUAUGUAUUUUAGCUAGCACUCGUCAGACCCUCCCACUCAACCCUUUUGCACUGUUCCCAUGGUGAUCUGGUUUAAAAAUGAAAACGAGAUAGAGAAUUGCCAAACUGACUGCUUGCUGCAUAUUUGUGCCAUACGUGUGUACCAUAAAUAUUUAUUUAAUUAGUUCUUUGGUUUUGCUUUUUUUUCUCUCUACCCAGUUUGUACACGACCUCAGUAUUAUCAUUUGCGUUUUCCCCCCAACCUCUGCGUUUCCUGUUCUCUUUCUGUUGCUGUCGUUUCCCGAUGGCCCGUGCGCCCAUCCUUCUCUCGCAGUAAGAUCUGGUCAGGACGUGCAACCUUAUAAAAGUCAUAGAAAUGAAAUGGCACACAUUCCACCAGUCUGUUACAAACUGAAAAUGUUUUUCAAUAAAAUGUUUUUCCUAUGGAA
Molecule: messenger RNA, 5181 nt
Organism: Labeo rohita (rohu)
Lineage: Eukaryota; Metazoa; Chordata; Actinopteri; Cypriniformes; Cyprinidae
Gene: efnb2a
Product: ephrin-B2a
Exons: 5
Coding region: 738-1739 (333 amino acids)
Biological process (GO): axon guidance; ephrin receptor signaling pathway; blood vessel morphogenesis
Cellular component (GO): plasma membrane
Molecular function (GO): ephrin receptor binding
Source: RefSeq, a predicted model, not a curated record